CCUCCCUCCCUUAAAAGGCGGCUAGCAUCCCAGGUUUUCGACGUUGUCAUUUAGAUUCUAGAUGUCACCCGAGUCAAACUGAGUGGAAUCCACGAGUGACACUCUCUGAGUUACGGUUUUUGGGGUUUUUUUCAGCUCGUUUCGUUGGUAAGAACUGCGAUGGUUGAGGUGAUGAGCUGCGGCGGGACAUCGGCGGAAUACGGGAAGCGGUGCCGGAAGAUGGUGCCGGUGAAAUCGGAGGUGGAGGACUGGGAUGAGCCGGGGCUCAAACAGGCUCAGAAGAGAUUGAAACUCGAUUCGUCUCAGGAGCUGAACCAGGAAACUGGGGCUCUUCAUAUCCCACCUUUACAAUACAACCUGCUUGAUGAGCCUAGCCCACUGGGUUUGCAGCUUAAGAAGAGUCCAUCAUUUUUGGAUUUGAUACAAAUGAGGCUCACUCAAGGAAAUGCUCCCAAGUUAGGAAGUGUAGGCAAGAAAGUUACCAAGGGAACUCCUGUUACAAGUGCCUCAGAAAAGCUCAAGGCUUCAAAUUUUGCUGCUUCAAUUCUCAGGAUUGGGAAGUGGGAGUAUGUGUCCAGAUAUGAAGGAGAUUUAGUGGCGAAGUGUUACUUUGCUAAGCAUAAGCUCGUGUGGGAAAUCCUUGAUGGUAGCCUGAAGAAUAAAAUAGAAAUCCAAUGGUCAGAUAUAAUAGCUCUCAAGGCAAACUGCCCCAGUGAGGGGCCUGGGACCUUGGAUGUAGUGUUAGCUAGGCAGCCUCUUUUCUUUAGGGAGACCCCUCCACAACCCAGGAAACAUACCUUAUGGCAGACUACUGCAGAUUUUACUGGUGGGCAGGCAAGCUUGUAUAGACAACACUAUCUGCAGUGUCCACAAGGCUUGUUAGGGAAGCAUUUUGAAAAGCUUAUUCAGUGUGAUCCUCGUCUCAACUUUCUGAGUAAACAGCCUGAGAUCGUUUUAGAUUUUCCAUAUUUUGGAGAUACAGAUUCUGUUUUGGAGGAUCCAGAUGAAUCCAAGAGCCAUGAUUUUGGUUUGAAGAGGGAAGAGGAUUCUUCAUUCAGUGGUUUGCAGGAUGCACCAUCAAGAGGUCGGUUGUCUUCUUCAAAGAUCGAUCCACAAGACCCUGUUGGUGGGACCACAGAAAUUUUUUUCCAGAACACCCUUUCUCCGAGCUCUGGUAAAAUUAUGGACACCCAUGUUAUUGAGGAAAAUGGAAGCAUUGGAACUGAAGGACCAAAGUGGCUUAACAAUUUGUGUCAGAUCAAAGUGCCUGGACUCCACUCAUCCAUGUCAAUGAGUGAUCUGGUGAGUCACAUUGGACAUUGCCUUUCAGAACAGACAUCAUCUUGCAAUCCUAUUUUUCCUAGUGAUGAGCCACUGAACCAGGACAUCUUGGAGCAGAUUACCCAGUACAUGUUCAAUGAUGCGCAACUUUCAUCAGCUUCUGAUGAGCAGUCCAUCAUGUCAAGGGUUAAUUCUCUUUGCUGCCUUUUGCAGAACGAGCCUGCAGCAGUUCAAAACUUUCAGGUUAAAAGUGAAAAUGGUACCGACAUGGCUGGUGAUGGAAGAAUUGGGCAACUGAAUCCCAUAGCUGCAUCAUGUGAAAGUAAGACUGCUGGCGAUUUUCCCACACCUAAUGACGAAACAAAUGAUGUCUCCAGCUGCAAGCAGCCACCUGCCAUGUCAAGAAAGGACUCAGUCGGGGAGCUUCUUGUUAAUCUUCCAAGGAUAGCUUCAUUGCCACAGUUCUUGUUCAACAUGUAGGAAAUAUCUGAGAAGCAAGUUAGUUGGUGACCGUUCGGUGAUCUUUUAUGUAAAAAGCUUGAAGCAGAAAAGUUUUUCUCCUUGUAGUUUGUGAAUAUCAUCUUUUCAGGUUGUUCAUUGAAAAUUGUGUCAUUUAUUUUGAUGAACAAUCCUGACCUCAUUUAGGAAUCCAGUGUCUAUUUUCAUAGUUCAGCUUCCAGCUCUACUCUGUUCUGUACAUUACCUUGUGUACAUAUCAGCUUUAUAGAACAUUCCCUCGAUUUCCCUUGGCUAA
Messenger RNA from Vitis riparia (riverbank grape), 2035 nucleotides. RefSeq lists its product as uncharacterized. The transcript has 6 exons. The coding region runs from base 160 to 1761 and encodes 533 amino acids. The record is from RefSeq and is a predicted model, not a curated record. Lineage: Eukaryota; Viridiplantae; Streptophyta; Magnoliopsida; Vitales; Vitaceae.